Aspergillus nidulans FGSC A4 is the source of this 3372-nucleotide messenger RNA. It is a transcript of the gene rna14, whose product is annotated as cleavage polyadenylation factor subunit RNA14. NCBI's taxonomy places the organism in Eukaryota, Fungi, Ascomycota, Eurotiomycetes, Eurotiales, Aspergillaceae. Gene Ontology annotation, cellular component: nucleus; cytoplasm. The transcript has 6 exons. The record is from RefSeq and is a predicted model, not a curated record. Bases 145 to 3372 code for a protein of 1075 amino acids. Gene Ontology annotation, biological process: mRNA 3'-end processing; RNA processing.
GCUUGCUUCUGCCUAUCCCUCUCAAGUCGUCGCCUGUACUUAAUCAAUCUUAUUAAUAUUAAUUUCCAGGUCGAAUCUGUGUCGGCUUCUGCUUGAAUCAUUUCUAAUUGUGUUCAACCGCCGGGCAGGUCAAUACCCAUUUUCAUGGCCGAAGACGAUGCUGAGAAGGCCUUCUUUGAGGCCCAGGCCAUGAAUGCUGGCUCGAUGGGUUAUAACGGCGCUGAAGAUCAGAAUGCGAAUGCGUCGGACUCUGAUGAAUAUGAUCCCUCAAGCACACUUCAAGACCAGUAUCCUGCUCCCUCAGAAAACCUUCAACUCCAAGAAACAGACACUCCCACUUCAGUUUCACAACCCCAGCCAUCCUUUCGCGAAGACGCGGACCCUGCUGGCAAUGCCCACCCAUCUCAGCCACCUUCACGACCCGAGUCUCAGGCUUCGACGUCAGUACCGGCUACCGGUGUCUCUGUUCAGCCGAAAACCAGAACUAUCGGUGGGUUUGUGGUUGAGGAUGAGGAUGAGGAUGAUGCGGGGGAUGCGGAUUAUGAGCCGCCAGCUGUACUAGGUGUCGAGGACAUGAAUAUUAUACCUUCGCAGCCCAUUCCAGGAAAUGCAAAUGAAGCUACUUCUACCCCUGAUGUAUCAUUGGAUGAAGCUGCGCAGGAAUCUGCCAGCGCGAAGAAUGUUCCUAAUAGUUCUCUCUCUUCUGUUUCUCUCGCUUUUAAGAAUGAUGGGUCCAUGGAUCUAGGCCAGAACCUGUACAACUCACGUACUUCUUUGCAGCCUGAGAUUGCACGAGAAAGCGCUACAGCCACUCCGGCACCGGACUCUCCUUCUACCGCGAAGGGUCGCCUGCCCCAUGAUCGAGUUGGAAUAUUGGAAGACAGGAUUCGGGAAGAUCCUCGAGGUGACAUCCCUGCCUGGCUCGAGUUGAUUAACGAGCACAGGAGUCGCAAUAGAAUUGAUAGUGCUCGGGAUGUAUAUGAAAGGUUCCUGAAGGUGUUUCCCUUAUCUGCCGAAAUGUGGGUAGCAUACGCGACUAUGGAAUCUGAACUCAACGAGUUGUUCCGCCUUGAGCAGAUCUUCAAUAGGACGCUUCUUACCAUUCCGGCUGUCCAACUGUGGACGGUAUAUCUGGACUACGUUCGGCGGCGCAAUCCUUUAUCAACGGACACAACUGGGCAGGCCCGGAAAGUCAUUUCUUCGGCUUAUGAGCUAGCCCUCCAACAUAUUGGCAUGGACAAGGAGUCUGGUUCUAUCUGGGCUGACUAUAUCCAAUUCAUCCGCUCUGGGCCAGGUAACGUCGGCGGUUCCGGUUGGCAAGAUCAGCAGAAAAUGGACUUGCUCCGGAAAGCCUACCAGAGAGCCAUCUGUGUCCCAAUGCAAGCUGUCAAUACUUUAUGGAAGGAAUAUGAUCAAUUCGAAAUGGGCUUGAAUAAACUUACAGGACGGAAAUUUCUGCAGGAACAGUCACCUUCAUACAUGACUGCACGCAGCUCUUAUACGGAACUCCAAAAUUUCACCCGCGAUCUAAACCGGACAACGCUCCCCAGAUUGCCGCCUGUUCCUGGCUCAGAAGGCGACUUUGAAUAUUUGCAGCAAAUUGAGAUAUGGAAACGCUGGAUUAACUGGGAGAAAGGAGAUCCCCUUGUUCUGAAGGAAGACGAUUUGACUGCAUACAAAGGCCGUGUGGUUUAUGUUUACAAGCAAGCCCUCAUGGCACUCAGAUUUCUCCCCGAGAUUUGGUUCGAGGCGGCUGAUUUCUGCUUUCUGAAUGACAUGGAGACAGAAGGGAACGAGUUUCUGAAGAACGGCAUAGACGCUAACCCGGAAAGUUGUUUGCUCGCGUUCAAGCGUGCAGACCGGCUCGAAAUAACUUCUGAGUCCGAACAAGAUCCCAUCAAGCGAGGCGCUAAAGUGAGGGAGCCCUACGACAGGCUACUUGAUGCGCUCUACGAUUUGAUCGCCAAAGCGCGCACUCGAGAGGCCCAAGAUGUUGCUCGGCUAGAAGAAACUUUCAAAUUGAGACCCGAUACUCAGCCAGCGGCGAAUGACGAUGACGACGAUGAUCAGAGCGAGACGAAAGCAAAAGAAUCUGUUAAGAACGCCCAGAUUGAAGCGGUUCGGCAUGCACAUUCUAUACAGAUUGGUAUCCUAUCCAAGACAGUGUCAUUCGCGUGGAUUGCGCUCAUGCGUGCCAUGCGCCGCAUCCAGGGCAAGGGCAAGCCUGGGGAGGUCCCUGGGUCACGGCAGGUGUUUGCAGAUGCUCGCAAGAGGGGCCGCAUUACUAGCGAUGUCUAUAUUGCAAGCGCUCUUAUAGAAUACCACUGCUACAAGGAUCCGGCUGCCACCAAGAUAUUCGAGCGGGGUGCCAAGCUCUUUCCCGAAGAUGAGAAUUUCGCUCUCGAAUAUUUAAAGCAUUUGAUUGAUAUCAAUGAUAUUAUUAACGCCCGAGCAGUGUUUGAGAUGACGGUGAGGAAGCUCGCUGCCAACCCUGAAAACGUACACAAAACCAAGCCCAUAUUUGCGUUCCUCCAUGAAUACGAGUCGAGAUAUGGCGACUUGGUUCAAGUCAUAAACCUGGAGACUCGUAUGCGGGAGUUGUUCCCAGAUGACCCGACAUUGGAGCAAUUUGCUCACCGAUUUUCUGCUCCCAACUUCGACCCUACUACUUUCCGGCCCAUCAUCUCUCCUUCUCAGACAAGGCCGAAGACAGUAUACCCCGGAGGCCAAGUCCCAUCCCGCCAUGGCACUCCUUCAUCCCGCUUUCCAGAAGCCUCCGUCACAAACUCCCCGAAAAGGCCGCUAGAAGACUUUGACGAUGAUAUGUCACGGCCACGCAAGUUCGUCCGGGGCGAGUCACCACUCAGGACAACGACGCAGAGACGGCAAUUGGACCAACAAAAACGAACCCAAACAGCACUUCAGGUCCCAAGCUCGGGAUCUCAGUAUCGAUCUCAAGGCUCGCCCGCGCCCUUGCCUCGCGACAUCGUAUAUCUACUAAGCGUCAUCCCGCCGGCCUCAACGUAUACCGCUGGUCGGUUCUCGGCGGAGAAGAUGAUCGACCUUGUCCGGCGGUUAGAUCUGCCAGCUUCCAUAUCGCAAAUACCUCUUCCUCAGUCUGCCCGUGGCCUUGGAACAGGACAAACAACCAUUGGGGGACAACAAUUUUCCGAUGACGGCGGCUAUUACUACAAAGGUGGCGUGGUUGACAUGUGCGCUCUGCAUUUCAUGGAUGACGGCGUUUUUCGUCUUUAUGUUGCGGGCCUUGCUGGGAAUAUUCUGGCCAGAAUACUCUUUUUUGGCUCUGGUGGAUUACUUGCCUACCUACUACGAACUGUACAGAUUUGGGACCCUGAGAUACCAAGAAGAUAA